AUGGCCCGAACAAAGAAAGUCGCCGCCGCGGACAAGCGCAAGGUUGCGGACGAGUCGUCGACGAACGAUGCGAAGAAACCCAAGACAACCGACAGUGAAGCGACAACACAAGAGACAUCAACUGGGGAUGCGGCCAACAACAGGGUCUUGACUUCUCUGCUCCAGGGGAUGUCCAUCGACACGUUCGACGCCGAGUACUUCGAGAAGAAGCCGCUUCAUCUGAAGAAGAUCAAAUCGUGCGCGGGUUUGUUCACCCGUCGUCUGCUCUUGGACGUGAUCGCGAAGGAAUCUCUCCGUCACAGCGACGACCUCACUGUCACCGUGUACAAGGACGGCAGUCGGCAGAACUUUGAGCCGCCCGAGGACGAUCCAUUGGACGGUGUCGCAUCGUCCGAGCAAGUGGGCAACUUGCUGUCGACCGGGUACAGUGUUCAAUUCUACCAGCCCCAGCGAUACCAGAAGAAGAUCUGCGACAUCAACGCCGCGUUGGAAGCUCAUUACGGGUGUCUUGCCGGCGCGAGUGCUUAUCUCACACCUCCGCAUGCCCAAGCCUUGGCCCCGCACCACGACGACGUGGACGUGUUCAUCUUGCAAACUCAGGGCUCCAAGCACUGGAAACUGUACGCGCCGCUCGUACAACUUGCUGGCGAACACAGCAACGACCUGGACCCGUCCAUCUUAAGUGACCCUACCAUGGAGAUAACCCUCGAAGAAGGCGACAUGCUGUACUUUCCCAGAGGCGUCGUCCACCAAGCGUCCACGUCCGACACGUUCUCGACGCACGUGACCAUCUCCAUCUACCACCACAAUUCGUGGGCUAACUUUAUGGAAGUGGCGCUGCCGCAGGUGCUUCGCCGGGCAUUUGAACACGACGUUGCGUUUCGAAAAGGACUCCCACCAAACUAUUUGGGCUUUAUGGGGUCCCAAUUCCAAACGUCCCAGUCUCCGUCCGCCGCUGCAUUUACAACCCAUUUCAAAGACUUGGCGGCCAAGAUGCUUGACCAUAUCACCGACACCGACUUGCAUUUGGCCGCUGACGUGGCCGCUCUGGAUUUCAUCAAACACCGGCUACCGCCCACGCCCCAUAUGAUCCGCAAAUGCCACCUCAAGGACAACCAGAGCCUCCGUCUGCGAUACAAGGCGCACUGUCGCAUUGUAUUGCAGGACGACUCUGUGACACUGUUCCACUCGGUGACCAACUGCCGCCAGCAUCACAUGGGUCAGUGUACAUGUGACGAAGAUGAUGACGAAGAUGAGGAAGAGGAUGACGAACUGCCGCCCGCCGCCGCGGCCAUUUCGUUUCCGCUCGGAUGUGCGCCGGUGCUGCUGCAUUUAUACGCGGCGGGCGACACGACCAUCGCCGACAUGAUCGCCGCCAACGUCGCGGACGAAGACUCGGUCCGUGCCGUGAUCUUUCGACUCAUUGCCGAAGACAUGGUCGAACGCUCCAAGUAGUACCAAGCACCAUGAUUGCUCUAUUCUCCUAAAACCAUCCAAAGUUUAACCUAAACUGAAGUUGCACUCGAGGUAAAAGUAAGCUUCCCCACCGUUCUGUCAUUGGCUG
Aphanomyces astaci is the source of this 1564-nucleotide messenger RNA. RefSeq lists its product as hypothetical. Gene Ontology annotation, molecular function: histone H3K4 demethylase activity; histone H3K36 demethylase activity. Gene Ontology annotation, cellular component: nucleolus. Lineage: Eukaryota; Oomycota; Saprolegniomycetes; Saprolegniales; Verrucalvaceae. The record is from RefSeq and is a predicted model, not a curated record. The coding region runs from base 1 to 1455 and encodes 484 amino acids. The transcript has 6 exons.